UUCACAAGCUUCGGUUCUGCACCGCCUGCAACUUUAGUCCUUAUAAAAAUUCACAUUAAAUAUCCAGGAUGCCCAACAGAAAGAUGUUCAACAGGACUACCUCAGUCAGUCCGGGACAAUUGCAUUAUUAUCACACGGAUUUCUACUACUCGAUGCCGGAUCUGCAUAAAACCCGCAAAAUGCACGGAGUGAAGAGGGUGCUGAUCUUCUGCCUGAUGAUUGUGAUACUGCCGGCCAUACUUAUCAUUAUGCCACUGCAUCUGCGAAAGACAGUGUUUGCGGAUGUCGUCUAUCCCAUGGCGGAGUCGGAUAUUAUCGAGAUUCGGGCUGGGAUCUCGUCCAUCUUCUGCUCGAAACACACCCUGCGAAUGAACUCGAAUUUCAACGCAUUUCAACUUCGCAAUAAACCAGAGAUCGCGACGAGUCGCAAGCACAUCAGGCUGAAGAAGUCCAUGACCCUGCCGGACGAUACCCUGGAAUACUGGGGCUUCUUCCUGCUGAAAGGUGCCAAAGUGAAUGUAAAGUUCUGUUCCCGCUACGAUGGAUCACGUAUCUUGAUUGUCCACGGCCACAGGGAGCUAAAUCUCUGCGGCCUGACCGAUCACAAUAAGAACAAGCUGGGCGCCAAUUAUGCCAAGGGACAUGAACAGGUUCAGGUGUUCUUCGAAGACAAUGUGGAGAUCACGGAGGAGAAGAGCAAUCAGGAUGUUGUAAUGGAGCACGAGAAUCAUGGUGGCGAGGACUUGAGUGAGGAUGCCCCGCAGCCUCAGUUGAAUGUGUCACUGAAAGAAAACGUUUCGACACAGCCGAAAAUGUUUAGGAAGAAACUCAAGAAGGGCACAAUCCACCAUGAUGAUCACAAUUUGCACGCAGUAGCCACAGAUUUGCAGGGAUCACAUCAUACAGAACACAUUUUAAAUCAUCAUGAGCACAGCGCAAAUUCUCAGGGACAUCAUCAUAAUCACUCCUCGAAUGCAGCUCCUCAACAUCCUGAUCCCAGUUUGAAAACCACAACUGAUGAAACUAGUCACAGUUCCAAUCACUUACAAAACGAAGAUCAUAGAGAUCAGAAUUCUAGUGAAACUCAUGAAAGUUCUACCCAUCGACAACGCCUAAAGCGACACAAUGGAGGAGGAACCCAUAGACAUCAGAAGAGGCAGGAGCUCUACGAGAAACUCUAUAAAAGGACAAAAAGGGAGAAUGUCUACGAUAGAAAGCCCAUCCACGGCGGUAAUGCCAUGAACUUUACGGAAACCGAUGAAUCCAAUUCGGUGUCCAGCUUUGAGAAAGGACUCUUUGACUGUUUCGAAGGAAUGAUUCUGCUGACGGAGUUCUUCAAGCCCAACGAAGAGUGCUCCCAUCCGUUCAUAAUGGACAGUUCACCAAAUAAGAGUGCGAAAGUCUUGCAAAAUGUGAUCGAGGAUGGCUACUACUACUACAUAUUCUACAGUGACAAUGAUCACGUGCAAAACGAGUUGCAUGCCGUAUUCGAUAUCUACAAGCCGACGUAUCAGUACUCCAACAUGAGCGAAUCGCAGAGCUGUCUGAAUACCACGGACUGCACCUUUAAUAUCAGUUUCCUCUCGGACGAAAUCGUCGUGGUGGAGGUGCCCACGAGGGAUGGAAUUGAGCACGAAGCGGACGAUAUUACCAACUUGAUCUCCACCUGCCAUCCGCGCAGUGAGAUAUACGCCAUAUUCCCCAUCACGGUGCUGGUUUUGAUCCUGUGCUGCUCCUUCCUGUAGUCCUCUCAAAUCCAAUAAUAUUAAUAUAAUAUUGUGAUAUUUAUAGUGAGGUAACUACCGGGUGAUAUACUUGCAUGUGAGUGUGGUAACGUGAUGGCCGGCCCCAAAACGAGAGCUUUUCAAGUAGCCAUAAUAUAUCCCAUAUACCCAUAUCGAUUAUAUACACACACGGAAUGAACAGUCUGAACAAUUCGUUAUCAAUAUUCGUAGUUUGUAAUAUCAAUGUAGCCUAAGACGCAAGCAUUUCAAAGUCUACAAAUACUGGAUUAAAUUAGGAAUAUACGAAAAAAAAUUUAUAAAAUGUAUAUUGUGUACAAAUAAUUGUAGAUAAAGGUAUUUUUAAGCGAUAACUUUAGUAGGUACUUACUAAGAUU
Messenger RNA from Drosophila takahashii, 2119 nucleotides. RefSeq lists its product as uncharacterized. The record is from RefSeq and is a predicted model, not a curated record. Lineage: Eukaryota; Metazoa; Arthropoda; Insecta; Diptera; Drosophilidae.